Molecule: messenger RNA, 5805 nt
Organism: Homo sapiens (human)
Lineage: Eukaryota; Metazoa; Chordata; Mammalia; Primates; Hominidae
Gene: ZNF155
Product: zinc finger protein 155
Exons: 5
Coding region: 3304-4953 (549 amino acids)
Biological process (GO): negative regulation of transcription by RNA polymerase II; regulation of DNA-templated transcription
Cellular component (GO): nucleus; nucleoplasm
Molecular function (GO): DNA-binding transcription repressor activity, RNA polymerase II-specific; sequence-specific DNA binding
Source: RefSeq, a predicted model, not a curated record
CCAAAGUGCUGGAAUUACAGGUGUGAGCCACCGCGCCGGGCCGGUUUUUUCUUUUACAGAGAUGUUCACCUCAACCAAGAGUGUAUAGGAUGUGUCCUUGGGCAUGGGUGUUGAUAAUAAUUAAACCUUAAUUGGUAACUUAAUUCUAAGGGCUUUAUGGAAAUAAAUACAUUUACGCCACACCAUGGCUCUGUGGAAAGGUAUUGCUCUUUUUCUUUUUUUUUUUUUUUUUUUUUUCCUGAGACGGAGUCUCGCUCUGUCGCCCAGGCUAGAGUGCAGUGGCGCGAUCUGGGCUCAGUGCAAUAGGCCGCCUCCCAGGUUCAGGCGAUUCUCCUGCUUCAGCCUCCUAAGUAGCUGGGAUUACAGGUGCGCACCACCACGCCCAGCUAAUUUUUGUAUUUUUAGUAAAGAUGGGGUUUCACCGUUUUGGUCAGGCUGGUCUGAAACUCCUGACCUCGUGAUCCGACCGCCUUGGCCUCCGAAAAUGCUGGGAUUACAGGCGUGAGCCACCGCGCCCGGUCGCUCUUUUCCAUUUUAAAUAUGGGAGUGAGACACCUGGUGCUUAGUUCCCAGUAGAAUGAGGUACAGCUGGAGCUGGAACCUAGGCAGUUUGGGUCAGAGCCUGAGUUGAUCAUCCCUUGGAUACAUUUUCAUUGAGGUAGAGGAACUAGCUGGAAUCAGGUGGGGAAAGAGAGUUAGGACUUGAUUGAAGGGACCUUGAGAGCAAGGCUCAUAGACUUGGACUUCUGUAGGAGUCUUUUAAAAAUUUGUCAACAUCCUGUUUCACUUUUUAUAAGGAUUUUGUAUUGUGGAACCAUAUCAUUGUGGAGCAUUUUAAAAUUAGAUUAAUAGGAGGAGAAAACAUGUUUUAAAUUACCCAUGAAUCCAAGAUGUGAAGGUGCUAACUGUCUGAUACAAGAGAUGGAACUUCCAGUUCUCCUCCGUUUCUUUUUAGUCUUUCUCUGUGUCUAUUGUAUAUUUAUUUAUAAGCAUUUAAAAAAAUUGUUAUAAUAUCUUAAUGUGUUUUCCCAUAUUUCUUUAACUAUGGAAAUUUUUAAAUACUGCUAAUAGAGAAUAAACUAGUAAACUGCCAUAUUAUGUCAUGCUCAUCCAAUAUUAUUCCCAUUUGUGUUUUUUUUUUUUUUUUUUUAGACGGAGUCUCGCUCUGUCACCUAGGCUGGAGUGCAGUGGUGCGAUCUCGGCUCACUGUGAGCUCCGCCUCCCGGGUUCACACCAUUCUCCUGCCCCAGCCUCCUGAGUAGCUGGGACUACAGGUGCCGGCCACCAUGCCCGGCUAUUUUUUUGUAUAUUUAGUAGAGACGAGGUUUCACUGUGUUAGCCAGGAUGGUCUCGAUCUCCUGACCUUGUGAUCCGCCCACCUCGGCCUCCCAAAGUGCUGAGAUUACAGGUGUGAGCCACGGCGCCCAGCCCCCAUUGUUAUCAUCCUUAUGACUAUUUCCUGAUAGUUGAAAACCUUUCAUUUUUAUAUCAUUUCAAAGCUGUAGAAGAGUUGCAAAAAUAGUAUAAGGAAUUCUCAUAUACUCUUUACCCAAAUUUGCCGAUUGUUUACAUUUUUCCUGUUUGCUUUGUUGGUGGCCAUCAGCCAAAUACUACCAGGAACAUAUCUGUAACCAGAGACGAUUGUAGAUUUCUGCAGCAAGGAAGCCCACAUUCCAUGGUGAUCAUGGGGUGACUUGACUGUGGCACGUUUCAGGCAGGAUUCCUCCUUCAUUCAAACUGCAUCACCCAGGAGUCUGCAAAUUCCCCAAAGUAGGAGGAAAAAUGACCACAUUCAAGGUGAGGGGGGCGUGCCUCUCUCGCUGUUAAAAUUCCAUGUCACUACUCAUAUUUUCAUGUGUUUUUCUCUGUCAUGAGAAGACUCAAGGGGAAAACAGGCAUUUGGGGACCUGUUUGUGCCAGGUGCUUCCUUUAUCUCUUUUGUGUUGACUGCAUUUGGUUUUUGGUUUUGCUUUGUUUUGUUUUGUUACCAUUAUUUAUUUUAUGGAGUAUGAAAAUUAGUAGAAAUGAACAGUGCUCCCACUUCCUUACCUCCCCUCUCUCAAAUUAUCUGUUUUUAUCUUCUCUGCUGUUCGUCAUGUACAUUUGUAACUGUAUUUGUAUUGAUGAUAUACAUCUAAUUGUAAACUGUGCUCUUUUUAUAUGUUAUAUAAUCUUCCAUUUUUAUGGUUACAUCAUAUUCCUAUUACAUUGAUGUAUCUUUUUAUUUAUAACUACCUCACGCUCAUAGACAUAUUUUAAGCAACACUGCAGUGACAGCUUUCCUAUACAUAACCUUUUCCCACAAAAUUAAUUUUGAAAACCAUAUGCCAUUUUAGCUCAAUUUUGAAAGGGUACUUUUGAUAUGUACCACAUUGGCUGUUUUGCAGAUAGAAUAUUUUAACUAGGCACAGAACAAAAGGAUGUAACUGCUGCACCACACAAAUAUUGUUGGAGUUUUCACACUGGAAGAGCUAGAUUCUGUGUUCUCCUUGUCUCAGUCAUACUUUGCAUGUGCUUUAUUUACUGGUCUCUUCUUAUUCAUUUAUGUAGUAAGCAGUUUAACCAAAGCAGUAGAAAGCCUUCAUUUAAAAUGUCCAGUGAUACUAAGUUUUGCCAAUCACUUGUGUUCUGUUACUACAUUUACUCCUCAGCGCAGCGGAAUGAGGUUCCUGGUCUCUUCUUCUUCUUGAACAGGUGAAAUAUGAGAAACCUUCUCAGGUGUACACAGGCAACCAAAGGUCAGGAGUGUUAGCCAUUCGGCUCAGGUGAAAAAGAGAAACAAGGAGAGAGACAGAAUUCUCCAUUGAGCAACCUGUGCCCUGUGAUGUGGAUGUCUGGAGUGCCCUGUGGAGUGAUGGUGUCCCUAGUGGUGCUGCUCCUCCCUGUCCCUACUUGGUGUGACUUCUUGUCACAUGUCACUAUGACAUGGCAUCUACUCCAGGCACUGAAGUAUACUGAUUACCAUAGUUGUUAUAGAAAAUCUUUAAAUCCCUUUUGGCAAAAGAUGCCUCACACAAUGUUACCAGAAGAAAUAAUGACCUGGGGCAGAAAUGUUAGCCACGUGGAUACCUAAAGAAAAUAAAAUUCAAAAUCAAAACCUUGAGCACAGAAUAAAGGAAAAACUCCAAACAGAUAGGAACAAAGGACACUAAAAGGCCAAUGUAAAAGGAGAAGUAGAGAUGGCCAAUAACCUUGAAAAGUGAUGGUUUUCAUUUGUAAUCAAAUAAGUGAGAAUAAUAGAAUGAUUUGUUCCCCAAAUCAGAUUACCAAGACUGUGGGAAUACUUAUAACCUGCUCUUGGUCAUGAUAAAGAGAAGCAAAGUACUUGUAUUCUGUUCAAAGAUUAUGGAGGAGGCAGUGACCUUCAAGGAUGUGGCUGUGGUCUUCACUGAGGAGGAGCUGGGGCUGCUGGACCCUGCCCAGAGGAAGCUGUACCGAGAUGUGAUGCUGGAGAACUUCAGGAACCUGCUCUCAGUGGGGCAUCAACCGUUCCACCAAGAUACUUGCCACUUCCUAAGGGAAGAAAAGUUUUGGAUGAUGGGGACAGCAACCCAAAGAGAAGGGAAUUCAGGAGGCAAGAUCCAAACUGAGUUGGAGUCUGUUCCAGAAGCAGGAGCACAUGAAGAGUGGUCCUGCCAGCAAAUCUGGGAACAAAUUGCAAAAGACUUAACCAGGUCUCAGGACUCUAUCAUAAAUAACUCUCAGUUCUUUGAAAAUGGUGAUGUCCCCUCCCAGGUUGAAGCAGGACUACCCACAAUUCAUACAGGACAGAAACCUUCCCAGGGUGGGAAGUGUAAACAGUCCAUCAGUGAUGUUCCCAUCUUUGAUCUUCCUCAGCAGUUAUACUCAGAAGAGAAGUCUUAUACAUGUGAUGAGUGUGGAAAAAGCAUCUGUUACAUCUCAGCUCUUCAUGUUCAUCAGAGAGUCCACGUGGGAGAGAAACUCUUUAUGUGUGAUGUGUGUGGCAAGGAAUUUAGUCAAAGCUCACAUCUGCAAACUCAUCAGAGAGUCCACACUGGAGAGAAACCAUUCAAAUGUGAGCAAUGUGGGAAAGGUUUCAGUCGUAGAUCAGCACUUAAUGUUCAUCGUAAAUUACACACAGGAGAGAAACCUUACAUUUGUGAGGCAUGUGGGAAGGCCUUCAUUCAUGAUUCCCAGCUUAAGGAACAUAAGAGAAUCCAUACUGGGGAGAAACCAUUCAAAUGUGAUAUAUGUGGUAAGACCUUCUAUUUUAGGUCAAGACUUAAGAGCCAUUCCAUGGUUCACACAGGAGAAAAACCAUUUAGGUGUGAUACAUGUGAUAAGAGCUUUCAUCAGAGAUCAGCACUUAAUAGGCAUUGCAUGGUCCACACAGGAGAGAAACCGUACAGAUGUGAGCAGUGUGGAAAAGGCUUUAUUGGUAGGCUAGAUUUUUAUAAGCAUCAGGUGGUCCACACAGGAGAAAAACCAUAUAAUUGUAAAGAAUGUGGGAAGAGCUUCAGAUGGUCCUCAUGCCUUUUGAACCAUCAGCGAGUCCACAGUGGAGAAAAAAGCUUCAAAUGUGAAGAAUGUGGAAAGGGAUUUUAUACAAAUUCACAACUGUCUUCCCAUCAGAGAUCCCACAGUGGUGAAAAGCCAUAUAAAUGUGAGGAGUGUGGGAAGGGCUAUGUUACUAAGUUUAAUCUUGACUUGCACCAGAGGGUCCACACGGGAGAGAGACCUUAUAAUUGUAAGGAAUGUGGGAAGAACUUUAGCCGGGCCUCAAGUAUUUUGAAUCAUAAGAGACUCCACUGCCAGAAAAAACCAUUCAAAUGUGAGGACUGUGGAAAGAGGCUUGUACACAGGACAUACCGUAAAGACCAGCCGAGAGACUAUAGUGGGGAAAACCCAUCCAAAUGUGAGGAUUGUGGGAGACGCUACAAGAGGCGCUUGAAUCUGGAUAUACUUUUAUCAUUAUUUCUAAAUGACACAUAAUUGUUCAUAUUUAUGGGGUACAACGUGCUAUUUUAAUGUGUGCAUACAAUUUAUAGUGAUCCAAUCAGUGUAAUUGGUGUAUCUGUUACCUCAAACAUUUACCAUUUCUUUGUGUUGGAAAAUUCAAAAUCCAUUUGAGAGGAGUUGGUAGACAGCAAGGGAAGGGUCCCUGGAGACCCCCAGCCAAACGGGUCAGUGUCUCAUCCCCACAUAACACAAAAAGCAGCCUGGGGAAGACAAUCAAGCUACAGGCACUGAUAAGGGAACUAGCACAGGGGAUUGUGCCUGGAGACAUGCCCAUGGCUGCACAGAUAGAAGAACCUCCAGCCCAUUCAGGUAAAAACUCGCACAAACCUCCGGCUCACUCAGUUAAGGGAACAAGACCAGACACAGAAAUGCCUUUGUCCUUUGUAUAAUCAGCAGGCUCCGAGGAAAAAGUUUCUUCUUUUGUGGGCAUGAACACAGUGGGCUUCAGUAGGUUCAGGUUGGCACUUUCUUUUGUGGAAAAGGAAAAGCCCAGCCUCUGUAAAUCAUCACUUCAGCUCCUGAUUGGUCCCAGGCCAAGCUGAAUAGCCCUUAGGAAUAAUCACUUCAACUCCUGAUUGGUCCCGGGCCAAGCUGAAUAGCCCUUAUGAAUCAUCACUUCGGUUCCUGAUUGGUCCCGGGCCAAGGUCCCAGACCAAGCUGAAUCACGCUUUCUCCAAGACAGCCCGCAGGCUAAGUGCAUUCCUUCCCCUUCCCAGUCCAUAAAAACCCCGGACCCCAGCCUCAUACUGGGCAACUUAUUUGGAUCCCCAUCUCCACUGUGGAGAGCUUUUUUCUUUCACUUAUUAAACUUUUACUCCAAUUUCA